UGUAAACAAACACCUCCAUCAAUAGUUCCUAGCGAGGAUAAGUACGAUAGAUUUUUCUCUAGUUAGGAAUGCGCUUAUUUUACUAAAUUUUAUUAUCAAUCUAAUAAGUAAAUUAUAUUUUAUCAAUGUACUCUGUAUUUGGUUUCACUUGUAAAAGCUGUUAAUGAGUUAGUAACAAGCUUCCUAGAGAACUGAGGCAACAUUCUCUCUACUCAAGACGGGAAAAUCUUCAUGAUGACAGAAAAUGAACGAUGGCUCACAGCCCAUCACGACCCUCUGGCAGCCCUCUACACAUUCAGUGCCUGCAUGGCUCUGGCUGACCUUCAUGGGGAUGGAGAAUCCAAACUCAUAAUUGCUGACCUUGGAACUGGAGCUUAUAACAUGAAACUCAAGGUCUACAAGGGUACCAGUUUAAUGUCGGAAAACACACUCAUUGACCUCCCAACGGGAGUUAUAACCUUUCAUAUGGACACCACAGAGCCCCGAGUACCUGCUGUUGCUGUCGCAUCUGGAAGCUAUAUCUACAUCUACAAAAAUCUUAGGCCAUAUUUCAAGUUUACAUUGCCAACUUUAGAAGUGAACUCUGCAGAAUUUGAUGCCUGGAGCCAGGCCCGAGAUGAACUGUUAGAUGUGAGCAUGCUGUAUGAGAUCCUUGACUCGUUGAGACAAGAGGUGGGAGAGUGUGGACUUACAACACGAUCUCAGCGGUUUCUUAUGUGUCCUGACCAUGCUAGCCAAGCAACCUUCCUCAACCAGCACAAAGGAUUCAUUCUCAAACGUCAGACUGUUGUAACAUGUUUUGCUACCCUGAAGAAGAGUCAUGCUGAAGAUGAUGCCAUCUCAUGUUUGGUGCUUGGCACAGAGAGUGCAAAUAUUUUCAUAUUGGAUCCCGAAGCCUUUACAAUUCUUAACAGUAUGAGUCUGCCUAGUGUACCAGUGUUCCUGUCAGUGUCUGGACUAUAUGAUGUUGAGUACCGCAUUAUUGUAGCAUGCCGCAAUGGUCAGAUUUACACACUGAAGCGUGGUACAAAAAUUGGUCGUCCAACUGCUGAGCUAACAUCCCAGCCAGUUGGUUUACUGAAGCGAGACAAGACCACCAUUGUAGCCACAAUGGAUCAGAAUCUUCAUUCUUUUAACAAUAAGGGUAAACGCUUGUGGUCGCUCAAGCUUCCAGCUGCCAUAACCUGCGUUGAGACCCUUGAGAUCCGUACCCUUGGCCUUACACUAACAGCUCUUGGAAUGGCUGACAACCGUGUCAUGAUUUAUCGUGAUAAGCAUUUGGUCGACACUAUAUAUACUGAAGACAGAAUAUCAGCCAUGAAAUUUGGCCGCUUUGGCCGUGAAGAUAAUACUUUGGUGCUGGUGAUGAAAGGUGGGGGUCUUCUCGUAAAAAUUUUGAAGCGAACUGCACGUUUUGAGAUUGAAGAAGCUCAGGGAUCUUCUCAUGCACUUGCUGUGAAACUCAACAUACCCAAGAAAACAAAACUUUUUGUUGAUCAAACUAUGCGUGAGAGAGAAAACUGUGUGUUGAUGCACAGAGUGUUCCAACAUGACUUGUACCGUCUACGACUCAACACAGCUCGUGCUUAUGUUCAGUCUCUGGAGACCAGUAGCAAUCCUGUUUCUCUUUCGCAGACAGAGCCUUUAAAACUUUCUGCACAGGUCUUGGGACUGGGGCCAACAUUUAAACUUAGAGUUGAGCUACAGAAUACCUCCUCUACAUCUCCUUCUCUACAAUUGGCUGUCAUAUUCCACUGUGACGACCGUAUCUACAGUGUUAACAAAUCAUACAUUCAGAUUCCAAUACUUAUACCAGGCGUCAUUCACGUAGCAGAAACACUUGUCACAUGCAUAUCAGAGCUGGGGAUCUCAGACACUGUACGCGUAUUUGUUGUGAAGGGGAAAGCCUCACGACCUUUGCUCACUGCUGUCAUCAGCAUGCCAGUGGCAGAAAUUUUCAUGGGCUCCUAAAAACUAGCAUGACUGAGCUGUUAUGUAUUGCAAAGUGUUUGUAAAGGAAAACUAGUCAUUGUUUAUGUUAAUAUUUUUAUUUUCAUAUGUAUGUACUGUAUAUUGUAAUUCAAGUACAUAUUUUCCAUAAAAACUAUAUACAUGUAUUGUAUAUAUGUAUAUAUACUAUAUAUAAAUUCUAUAUAAACAAGAAUACUUCAUG
Molecule: messenger RNA, 2173 nt
Organism: Cherax quadricarinatus
Lineage: Eukaryota; Metazoa; Arthropoda; Malacostraca; Decapoda; Parastacidae
Gene: BBS1
Product: Bardet-Biedl syndrome 1
Biological process (GO): non-motile cilium assembly; protein localization to cilium
Cellular component (GO): BBSome; axoneme; centrosome
Molecular function (GO): smoothened binding; patched binding
Source: RefSeq, a predicted model, not a curated record